CAGUGGCGCGGGCGCGCCCACCUCGUUUGCGCGGUGACGUUGGCUCCUCUUCCUCCCCCUGGUGGCUCCCCGCUUCCUCCUUUCCACCACUACUGCCUCACAGAGACCGUGACCCGUCGCCUCCUCCUCCUCUCCUGCUGCUGCUGCUGCUGCCCUUCCGUGCCGUUUCCUCCUCUCUUCGCCGCGGCGGCGAUGUGACUCCCCUCUCCUGGCUCGGCCCGCCCCAGCUGCGCGGCGAACAUGGCGGAGCCUUCUGUUGAGUCUGCAAGCCCAGGAGGGUCUGCAACAUCAGAUGACCAUGAAUUUGACCCAACGGCUGACAUGCUGGUUCAUGACUUUGAUGAUGAAAGAACUUUAGAAGAGGAAGAAAUGAUGGAAGGUGAAACAAACUUCAGUUCUGAAAUAGAAGAUCUUACAAGGGAAGGUGAUAUGCCAAUUCAUGAGCUUCUUAGCCGUUACGGCUAUGAUGGUACUGUGCCACUACCAGAAGAGGAAGAAGAGGAGGAGGAGGAGGAGGAGGAGGAGGGUGAGGGUGAAGAUAAUGAUAACAACAGUGGGUGCAGUGGAGAAAAUAAAGAGGAGGUCAUAAAGGAUUCAUCUGGUCAAGAGGAUGAGACGCAGUCCUCCAACGAUGAUCCGGUGCCCUCUGCUGUACAGGAGAUAAUUCGCCCACGGCGGUGUAAAUACUUUGAUGCAAACAGUGAAAUAGAAGAGGAAUCUGAAGAAGACGAAGAUUAUAUUCCUUCAGAAGACUGGAAAAAGGAAAUCAUGGUGGGCUCCAUGUUUCAAGCUGAAAUUCCAGUUGGGAUAUCUAAAUACAAAGAAAAUGAAAAAGUGUAUGAAAAUGAUGACCAGUUGCUGUGGAAUCCCGAUUACUUGUCUGAAGAGAAAGUGAUCGAAUUCCUUAAUGAAGCCUCUAGACGAACAGGUGAUGAGAGAGGAAUAGAUGCAAUUCCUGAAGGAUCUCAUAUUAAAGACAAUGAGCAGGCUUUGUAUGAAUUAGUGAAAUGCAAUUUUGAUAUAGAAGAGGCACUAAGAAGAUUAAGAUUUAAUGUAAAAGCAGCCCGAGAGGAACUAUCUGUCUGGACAGAAGAAGAAUGUAGAAAUUUUGAACAAGGACUGAAGGCUUAUGGAAAGGAUUUUCAUUUGAUUCAGGCAAAUAAGGUACGGACAAGAUCUGUUGGAGAAUGCAUAGCAUUUUACUACAUGUGGAAAAAAUCGGAACGAUACGACUUCUUUGCUCAACAGACACGAUUUGGUAAAAAGAAGUACAACUUGCAUCCUGGUGUAACGGAUUACAUGGAUCGACUCUUAGAUGAAAGUGAAAGUGCAGCAUCUAGUCGGGCUCCCUCCCCACCUCCCACAACUUCUAACAGCAGCACCAGCCAUUCUGAGAGAGAGGACAACAGCACAACCAGCAACAGUAAUCAAAAUGGUGUAUCCACUAAUGGGCCAGGUGAACUAUCAAGUAAAGAAGAAGUGAAAAUUGAGGGAUUGCACAUAAAUGGACCAACAACUGGCAAAAAAAUGCCUCUUGUGGAUCUUGAUACAAAUGGCUAUGAAACUGAAAACCUUUCCAAUCAUUCUAAACUUGCUCAUUCAAAUUCAAAGAAUGAAAAUGAUCCUGAAGAAAAGAACGAAAGACCUGCAAAGAGGAGAAGAGUCAAUAGUAAUGAAAAGGAGAGUCCAGGUUCCUCAGAGAUUUACCCAGAAGCAGUGACCCAUGGAAAGUUUGAAGAACAGGAGAUGGUAGAUGACUGAAUGUUUGGCUUUAUUCCUUCAAGCAAUUUUCGGGGUGCCCAAAAUUUUCAGGGUUGGUAGGUUACCCUUACAGAUUCAAAUCCUUUAAUAUAAUUUAUUGAGAUUUUGAAAUACAUUUUGGUUGCUUCCUAAUCCUGACUGAAGAAGUUACAGCAUACCUUUAAAAUCUUGAAUGAUACAUUUAAUUGGAGCACUUUCUAUUGAAAAGGACUGCUUCCUGUUUAGCAUUUCAAGGAAAACAUACAUAAACUACUGUGCAAAAUAUACUCUGGAAAGUCAUCAAUGUCAAAUUCCAUAAUAGAUAGUAAAAUUGUAAAGCAGGAUUCAUAAAACAAGUGAGGAUCUGAUGAUAGUUUAUCAGUCCAUAGGAAGAGAAGCAAUGUUGGGUGAUUAAGGAAUGCCUGUAAAUCCUGAAAGUUGUAUGUGAGAAAAUAUUUUUUUAUAUAUAGAAAUAUUUAAAAAUAAACCAAGUCAGGUUUGUAUAUGUAAAAUUGUUGACAUCAGUGAUGUCUUUCCAUAUUCUUAUCUGGAUAUAAGAGAUACAUUCUGUAUUUUUCCAGAUUCUUUGUAGCCUUUGAAAGAUUUUUACAAUACUUAAGUCAUGAUUGAGCUGUAAUUUCUAAAAACAAGUGUGUAAUUUUCAUAACUUGUACAGUAUUGUAAACUUUUACGAGAUUUGACCUGUCAGCUUCAUUUUAUUUUGCUAAAGCUUUUUUAUUAAAAAAGAGUAAUAGUCAUGUUUCAGAAAGCGGUAAAAAUUUUAAAUAUUUAAAAUUCACACCCAAUUAUGAAUAUCAUAAUUUUUCAAAUUUCUAUCUUGAGACAAAUGGUGACUUAGAAUUUUGGAAUUUAGGAUGAUGCUUUGAUUGCACAAGUGUUCUUGCUUUUAUAAUUCUUUUUCAGAUUUAUUUUUAUGAUGAGACAACCUUAAAUGCUUUAAUGUUGCUAAAUCUUAUUAGCCAAGGUCAGGCAUUACAUUGUUCAUUAAUUAUUUUUACAUUUCAGUGAGCACAGCAUAGUUGUGAAAUGGGUCUGGUAGCCUUGAUGAGGAACAAAUGCACAGCUCAUAUUUGGGCCUGAUCAUACAUUCCAAGGAAUUCACUUGGAUUUAUGCUGCUUACUGUUUCUUAGGAAGCAGAAGAGUCUUUGAAUAAUUAUUGCAUAUAUAUGUAUGAGUAUGCCCGUGUCUGUGAGGUACUGUAAAGGCUGGUAACCUUUUUUAAAAAAUAAUUAGCUAGACAGAAGUCCUUGACAAUGUGGCAGGAAUAGUCCCUGUAGCCAUGCUUCCCAUCCAUAAGAGGAUUUGGAUAAUGGCCAUGGUAGAGGUUUGCCAUGUUUGUCCCUUAUUGCCAUGUAAAAUGACUCAUUGGAAGUAUUGUUUUUGUUGCUUUUACAUCAGGCUAUCUGUAGUUUUCUCCAUCUACUUGUCUUGAGGCUUGCUUUAAAAGUUACAACCAUGCUGUUUCAAGUUGGCCUGAUAACUCUGUAACUUGGCAAAAUGUGUGAUGUUUGGUCUUAAUUAUGUGAACCUCCAUUUCAUUGUAGAUGUCACUUAAGUUAUUUAAUUAUUAAUAGAGCCCCCUGCUUUCUCCUGAAAUGUUUUGGCAGAAUAUGUGAUCUAACUUACAGGGCUAAUAUUUAUUUUCCAGAACUAAGCAGCAGUGUAUCUCCCAGCAGGCAUGACUUGCCUCUAUAGAUUAAACUCUUCAUCUUGUAAACUGAACUGUUUUUGGGAGGUGACAUAGUUGGCAAAAUCCAGAUUUGUUAAAUAUGGGAAUCCAAAGUUUUCAUAGCCUCGUAUCAAAGAUUGUCUCUAUAAAGUAUGUUAGAGCACGGCAGCACAAUGCUUUUAGAAAUCUUAUUGCAACUAUUUUUCUUUCUUACCUAUCUAUUUUGCAAGUAGAAAUGCUUGCAAAACAAUUCAUAGGAAAGUUUCUAAAUAUAUUGUUCUCAGGCUUGUAAGUAAAAUAUAGCACUGUGUACAUUUUCAGAAAUUUUACUUUGGUCUUUGAUCUUACUUUCAAUGGUAUGCCUAAGAAAAGUCCUGACAUUCCAUAAUCAAUAUGUAAUGCUCAGCUGUUCAUUAAGUAUUUAAUUGUAAUGUGCAUUUUGUUUAUCCAGGUGUUUAUACAAUUAUUUUAUUCAUGUUCUUUAAAAUGCAGCCACUAUAACUUGAUAAGACAUUGCACUAGUAGUACUAUUUAAAAUUCUAGUAAUAUAGUAACCUGUUCAAGAAGCUUUCAGUUCUGUUUGGAAAAGAAAAAAAUACUGCUUCCAAAUUGGAUUGAAAAGUCAGUGCAGCUUGUGUAUAGUAAUUGUAAUGUAUAUUUUUAAGCACUAUUGUGUCAUGAUCCAUGAAGUGCAUUGCGUGCCGUCUGAAUCAAACCUUCAAUUCAACAGGUCUGACUGUUGGACUUUAUAAAAGGGUUUAAAGUGAUAUUUUGAAAGAAAUUAAAAAUUUGCAAAUUAGUUUUUAUAAAUUUUUCACAUAGUACUUUUGCACUGUUGGUAAUCCCUGUGUCCCUUCCCUAGUUCACCAUCUGCAAUUCUGGAAAAGCUGAUUAUAAAGUAUUUUUUUAAACACAUUGCUUACAUAAAUACAACUGAAUAUAUUAAGAGUGGAACUUCUGUUUCUUUUAAGAGAAGCGUUUGUCACUAAAGCUUGUGGAACUUUUCUGAUGGUGUAUUUGGACUAUUCAGUAGUAGUCUUCACAGUCAUGCACACUGAACGUUACAUGCGUGUUAUACUGAUGUAUCAUUAACAUUUCAAAACAAUCCAGGUCAGGAGAAGAGAUUCUUGAAGCCAUAGCUCUAUGUUUAUUGUAUGAUCAGCCAUGACUUAUAUGUUACAAAGCAUUAUGGGAAACAAUGGAAUCCAUCACUUAUUGACAUGCUGCUGGGGUCUUGAGUGACAAUAAUUCGAGUCAAAUGCUAUUCAAACAAAAUUCAUUAUCGAAGUGGUGAGUAGAAUAGUACACCUAUAUUGUGAUACACCAACCAGAUAUACUUAUUUGCAAACAUUACCAGUAACACAUUUACCUGUUACUGAAAAAGAAACUGGUUUUGAUUCUGAUAAACCCAGUAAUAAAACCAACAAAUUUUAAAACUGAGACACAAAAAAAUUGUCUCAAAAUUUAUUUCUAAGCCAGUACAAAAAUACAUAUGGACAUAAAAUUCCUUCUGGUUUCCUCUUACUUACAGUAUAUAAAGCCUACAGAAUAUACCUU
This is a messenger RNA of Lacerta agilis (Sand lizard), 4988 nucleotides long. RefSeq names its product MIER1 transcriptional regulator (gene MIER1). The coding region runs from base 241 to 1761 and encodes 506 amino acids. Gene Ontology annotation, molecular function: transcription corepressor activity; histone deacetylase binding. Gene Ontology annotation, cellular component: nucleoplasm. The transcript is spliced from 13 exons. Gene Ontology annotation, biological process: negative regulation of transcription by RNA polymerase II. The record is from RefSeq and is a predicted model, not a curated record. Lineage: Eukaryota; Metazoa; Chordata; Lepidosauria; Squamata; Lacertidae.